AUGAAGCAUCUUGCUGCAUACCUUCUCCUCGGCCUCGGUGGAAACACCUCCCCAUCCGCCGCUGACGUUAAGGGUGUUCUGGAGUCCGUUGGCAUCGACGCGGAUGAGGAGCGCUUGGACAAGCUGAUCGCUGAGCUGAAGGGCAAGGACUUACAAGAGUUGAUCGCAGAAGGCGCCACCAAGCUCGCCUCCGUUCCAUCAGGUGGAGGGGGUGGUGGAGGAGCAGGAGGCGCUGGACCCGCUGCAGGAGGCGCUGCACCUGAAGCUGCUGAGGAGAAGAAAGAGGAGAAGAAGGAAGAGGAGAAGGAUGAGUCGGACGAGGACAUGGGCUUCGGUCUCUUCGACUAG
Letharia columbiana is the source of this 348-nucleotide messenger RNA. RefSeq lists its product as uncharacterized. Gene Ontology annotation, biological process: cytoplasmic translational elongation. The record is from RefSeq and is a predicted model, not a curated record. Lineage: Eukaryota; Fungi; Ascomycota; Lecanoromycetes; Lecanorales; Parmeliaceae. Gene Ontology annotation, cellular component: cytosolic large ribosomal subunit; ribosome. The coding region runs from base 1 to 348 and encodes 115 amino acids. The transcript is spliced from 2 exons. Gene Ontology annotation, molecular function: structural constituent of ribosome.